GCUUUUCGAACUGUUGCCAGUGACAGUACUUCGACCAUGUGGCGGUUGGUUCCUGGAUCAUUGAUUCGCAUUUAGAGAACGUUGCCUCGCACACAGCUAUUCUCGCCGACGCGUACACACGCACACACACGAACACACGCGCGCACACGCGUAACACACACGAGACUAUAUAAUAAUAUACACGGAAUUCGAGCGGAUAUUUUUCGGUUCUCUCGGUUCGACCUCUGAAGUUCUUUUCCUCGUAUCUUGGUGCUACUGUUCCACUUCAGGAGUGUUACGCUCGCUGGAAAAACUGGAGGAAUCAUGGUGUCGACCAGCAGAACGACCUGCCUGCUGCUCGUCUGCCUGAUCGUACUUCUCGGGAUCCUCGAUGACGCAGAAGGCGCAAGAAAAAGAUUUCGGAGGCCGACAACCAGUAGCAGCAGCAGCAGCAGUAGCAGCAGCAGCAGCUCGUCGAAUUCGAACGAUCAAGAGGUCUCCGCCAGCGUGAACAGAUUCAAAGUCACGCGAAAUCGUAUCAGCAACAAGAACAAGAAAAAUGAGAUUCAGACCGGCAAGACGGAGGACUACAAGCUCGUAUGUUACUAUACGAACUGGUCGCAGUACCGUACGAAGAUAGGAAAAUUCUUGCCCGAGGAUAUUCAACCCGAUCUGUGUACGCACAUCAUUUUCGCGUUCGGCUGGCUGAAGAAGAACAAACUGACGAGCUUCGAAUCGAACGACGAAACGAAAGAUGGCAAGGUCGGGCUCUACGACAGAAUUAUCAACCUGAAGAAGGCCAAUCCGUCUUUGAAGAUUCUUCUCGCUAUCGGUGGUUGGUCCUUCGGCACCCAAAAGUUCAAGGAUAUGUCGUCGACGAGGUACGCCAGGCAGACUUUCAUCUACAGCGCUAUACCGUAUUUGCGGGACCGAAAUUUCGACGGUCUUGACAUCGAUUGGGAGUACCCGAAGGGAGGAGAUGAUAAGAAGAACUAUAUUCUUCUGUUGAAAGAACUUCGAGAGGCUUUCGAAGCGGAAGCCCAAGAGAAGAAAAUGCCGCGGCUUCUUUUGACUGCUGCUGUGCCGGUUGGUCCCGACAACGUGAAAAGCGGAUACGAUGUUCCAGCUGUUGCCAGUUACCUGGACUUCAUCAAUUUGAUGGCGUACGACUUUCACGGGAAAUGGGAAAGAGAAACGGGACACAAUGCGCCAUUGUACGCCUCGUCGCUGGAUUCCGAGUGGCAGAAGCAGCUCAGCGUGGACAACGCGGCAUCGAUGUGGGUCCGACUUGGUGCCCCUAAAGAGAAAUUGAUAAUUGGCAUGCCUACCUACGGCCGAUCCUUCACGUUGUCGAAUCCUUCGAAUUUCCGUGUUCAUUCGGCUGCCAGCGGCGGUGGAAAGGCCGGCGAGUACACCAAGGAGUCCGGCUUUCUUGCCUAUUACGAGAUCUGCGAGAUGCUGCAAAAUGGCGCGGCCUACGUGUGGGACGACGAGAUGAAGGUGCCGUAUUUAGUGCAGCACGAGCAAUGGGUCGGGUUCGACGACGAGAAGUCGAUUCGGCUGAAGAUGGACUGGUUGAAGAGCAAAGGUUACGGUGGCGCGAUGGUGUGGACGGUGGACAUGGACGAUUUCAACGGCACCGUUUGCGGCGGCAACGUCAGGUACCCGUUGAUCGGAGCGAUGAGGGAGGAGCUGCUCGGAAUCUCGAGGGGGCCGAACGCGAAGGACGUCGAUUGGACCGCGGUUGCCACCACGGUCACGGAGGUCGCCCUAAAGAAACCGGAGGCCUAUAAAAUAUCGGUGUCCGAUGUCCUUAACAAGGCGAAAAAGAUUCAAAAGCCGGCCACGCAGCUUGUCAUCAACACUCCGCCAAAUGAAAGGGAGGCCCAGUCGAUCUGCUACCUGACCAAUUGGUCCCACAGAAGGCCCGGGGCCGGAAGGUUCAUGCCGGAGGACAUCGAUCCGACGCUCUGCACUCACAUAGUCUACGCAUUCGCGACCUUGAAGAACCACCUGCUCGUGGAGGAGAGCGACAAGGACUCGGAGAUGUACAACCGACUGAUCGCUCUUCGCGAUAAGAAUCCGGACAUCAAGAUAUUAUUAGCGAUCGGUGGAUGGGCCUUCGGAUCAACGCCUUUCAAAGAGCUGACCAGCAAUACUUUCCGGAUGAAUCAGUUCGUGUACGAGGCUAUCGAUUUCUUGAGAGAAUACAAAUUCGACGGCCUGGACGUCGACUGGGAAUAUCCGCGGGGUGGGGACGACCGAGCAGCCUACAUAAAUCUCUUGAAAGAACUCCGACUGGCUUUCGAGGGCGAAGCGAAGAGUUCCGGCCAGCCGAAAUUGCUGUUAUCAGCGGCAGUGCCUGCUAGUUUCGAAGCCAUCGCAGCUGGGUACGACGUACCCGAAAUAUCAAAGUACCUGGACUUCAUCAACGUAAUGACGUACGACUUCCACGGCCAAUGGGAAAGACAAGUCGGUCACAACAGUCCGCUGUUCCCAUUGGAGAGCGCAACCAGUUAUCAAAAGAAAUUGACAGUGGAUUACAGCGCGAGGGAGUGGGUGAAACAAGGCGCGCCCAAGGAGAAGCUGAUGAUCGGUAUGCCAACUUAUGGCAGAUCGUUCACGUUAGUGGACAAAGAGAAGUUCGACAUCGGCGCGCCGGCUUCCGGUGGAGGAACGGCCGGCAACUUCACCAACGAGUCCGGAUUCCUCUCGUACUACGAGGUUUGUGGCUUCCUGAACGAAGAUAAUACGACUCUAGUCUGGGACAGCGAGCAACAGGUACCUUUCGCGUACAGGGAGGACCAGUGGGUCGGUUUCGACGACGAGAGAAGCCUCAUAAACAAGAUGCAAUGGCUCAAAGACGAAGGUUUCGGAGGCAUAAUGAUAUGGUCGGUGGACAUGGACGACUUCAGAGGAUCCUGCGGGGGUGGAAAAUACCCAUUGAUCAAAGCGAUGAAGAAGGAACUGCAAGAGUACAAGGUUAAACUGGAGUACGACGGCCCGUACGAGAGCAACUUGAGAAAUGGAAAGUACACCACCAAAGAUCCGAACGAGGUGACCUGCGACGAGGAGGACAACCACAUAUCUUAUCACCCGGAUAAGAACGACUGCACGAUGUACUACAUGUGCGAGGGCGAGAGGAAGCACCACAUGCCCUGCCCGGUGAAUUUGGUGUUCAACCCUAACGAGAACGUGUGCGACUGGCCCGAGAACGUCGAGGGGUGCUUGCAGCACACGCAGGCGCCGCCGGUGUAGAGAAGAAGAUCGUGAAAAGAGAAAAUUCUAGAUAAAACAAACCAGCAAAGGGGAGUUGUCCCGAUGCUCGCGGCUGCCGAUGUAACAUGAAACGCGAGAACGAAACGCGUUACGGACGUUUAAAGUUAUUCGCGGGACGCGCCCCGACAACCGCGGCGCGUCGCGUCGUCGCUGAACAAAAAUCGACAAUCGAAAGAUCACCCUGGAGAUCGUUUUACACCGAUAAUCCGGCGUUCCUCUUCUUCCAUCCGUUUCCCUUCCUCGGAAUUCGAUGCAUCUCUACCUUUUUUUGUCUGCGCGGCCGCGUUCUCUCUUCGCCUUCCUCUGUCAUUUGUAGAGAAAAAGAACAAAAAACGCACGCUGUCCAACCACCAUGACAAAUUUUUUUUAUGUAAAUAAAAAGAAAUUCUUCGAACGGAG
Megalopta genalis is the source of this 3657-nucleotide messenger RNA. It is a transcript of the gene Cht7, whose product is annotated as chitinase 7. Gene Ontology annotation, cellular component: extracellular region. Gene Ontology annotation, biological process: chitin catabolic process; carbohydrate metabolic process. Gene Ontology annotation, molecular function: chitin binding; chitinase activity. The record is from RefSeq and is a predicted model, not a curated record. Lineage: Eukaryota; Metazoa; Arthropoda; Insecta; Hymenoptera; Halictidae.